This is a messenger RNA of Xiphias gladius (swordfish), 1873 nucleotides long. RefSeq names its product thioredoxin domain containing 9 (gene txndc9). The record is from RefSeq and is a predicted model, not a curated record. Lineage: Eukaryota; Metazoa; Chordata; Actinopteri; Istiophoriformes; Xiphiidae. Gene Ontology annotation, biological process: microtubule cytoskeleton organization. The coding region runs from base 510 to 1178 and encodes 222 amino acids. Gene Ontology annotation, cellular component: cytoplasm. The transcript is spliced from 5 exons.
GUCUAAUGUUGGAUUUUCUUUCCUUUAUUACUGGCAAAUAUAGCUCAUUGACGUUUGUUAUUGUCUCACACACCGAUCGAGGAUUCUCCAAGCGUGUCCGUGGGAGCGUUAACGUCUGAGAGACUCGCAAGGUUAAUGUUAUCUAGUUAGCUUAGCUAACAUAGGGCUAGGCUAACAUUAGGCUAACAUAAGAACUAGUAUUUUCUAAUGUUAGAUUCCCCCCACCCACCCCCUUGAUUACUGGCAAAAUAUAGCUCCUAGAUGCAUUUCUCGGUUAACCAGCGUGUAUUACUGAGCUGCACAUGAAGCAAAGAGGGAAUUGCUGAGCUCAGAAACAUUCAUAACCAAAUAGUGCAGCGGAGCUAACAACCGGCAGAAACAAGGCGUGCCCGGCCGUUGCCGUGGCUUUGUCUCCAGCUGAAAGACGCUGCUCAGUCUGACAGCUCUCAGCGUAGCGUCUUUUCUCUGUGACUUGACGGUUUAGAGAGUUUCACACUGAGCUGGCAACCAUGGCACACCAAUCAAUGGAAAUCAUAGCAAAGGUUUUGGAGCAGUCGGCCAAGCUGGUGGAGGAGCAGGUGGAUGCACAGCUGACCAAACUGAACGAGAUGGAUGAAGAUGAUUUGGAAAGACUGAAGGAGCGGCGAUUAGAGGCACUUAAAAAAGCCCAGAAACAGAAGCAGGAGUGGUUGUCUAAAGGCCAUGGAGAGUACAGAGAAAUCCCAAGUGAGAAAGAUUUUUUCAGCGAGGUCAAGGAUAGCAAAAAUGUUGUCUGCCACUUCUACAGAAACUCCACCCUCAGAUGUAAGAUCCUCGAUAAACAUUUGGCCAUCUUGGCAAAGAAGCAUGUUGAGACCAAAUUCAUCAAACUGAAUGCAGAAAAGGCCCCAUUUCUGACGGAGAGGCUGCGGAUCAAGGUUAUUCCUACAAUGGCUUUGCUGGCAGAUGGAAAGACUAAGGACUAUGUGGUUGGAUUCACUGACCUGGGGAACACGGACGAGUUUCCCACAGAGAUGCUUGAAUGGAGACUUGGCUGUGCAGAUGUUAUUAACUACAGUGGUAACCUGAGGGAGCCCCCCACAGUGACGCAGAGAUCGGGCACAAAGUUUACAAAAGUGGAGAAGAAAACCAUCAGAGGGCGAGAUUACGACUCAGAUUCAGACUCUGGAGAUGACUGAAAAGCAUUGACAGUCGCCUGGUUUUCUCUCUCAGGGCUACCUCAUUAAAAAAAAAAAAAAAAAAAAGUCAGGCAGACAGCCCGUUUUAAUUUUUCUUCUCCCGUUCUCUCAGUAUCUUACCUAUUCAUUACAAAUUUCCAGAUUUUAAUUUUCCAGAUUUUAAAUCAAAUUACUUUCUAACGUAUUUAGCAUUUUUGUUUCAGCCUUAUUUAAUGAAGUAUGUGCCAUGUUUUAUAUUUGAAUAACUACAUAAUGGCAUACAUGCACUUCAAGAGAGGCUUUACAUAUCCAAUUGUGGAGGAUAUGUUUCACUGCUUCAGUCAUCUAUCAGCUAGCUCUUAGCUUUAUUGUAUUGCUGUUGAUUUUGUCUCUUUAUUGGCUAAAACCUUAAAACGUUUGUCUAGAACAGGGGUGCGAACUCAUCAGGGAUGAAAGAGUUGACAAAAAUGCAAACCCCUUGUCUGGGUGUCAAGUUUACAUCCCUGCUUGGAUUACAGGCGUGCUCAUUUAGGUAGUUCUGUUUAUUUAAUGUGUUUCCUUGUAGCUGUGAGAAUCUGAUGUUAGAACAGAAACCAUGAUGCAUGUGAGUGCCAAGAUCAACUUUUCAAAUUACAUUUUCACAGACGACAUUUCCUCGUAGCAAGAGUGUGACUUAACUAAUGCAGACUUAAUAAAAAGUAUAAAAGGAAUUUAAA